This is a messenger RNA of Homalodisca vitripennis (glassy-winged sharpshooter), 1950 nucleotides long. RefSeq names its product KICSTOR complex protein kaptin-like. Lineage: Eukaryota; Metazoa; Arthropoda; Insecta; Hemiptera; Cicadellidae. The coding region runs from base 258 to 1814 and encodes 518 amino acids. The record is from RefSeq and is a predicted model, not a curated record. Gene Ontology annotation, cellular component: KICSTOR complex; actin cytoskeleton; lamellipodium. The transcript is spliced from 9 exons. Gene Ontology annotation, biological process: actin filament organization; cellular response to amino acid starvation; negative regulation of TORC1 signaling. Gene Ontology annotation, molecular function: actin filament binding.
AAUGUCACUCAGCGCCAGCUGCAGAAGCGAAACAGAGGGAAGCAAUAUAACCAAUAUAACCUAUAAAAAGAUACUUGUAACUUGUAACAUGUUAAACUAAUGUAAAUUCUAUAACGUAGGUUGAACUGGAAUGGGUUGAAUUGGUAAAUACUGCGUUUUGUUGUAUGUGUGCAAUUAAGCAGCGUUUUUUGUAGAUAUAUGCAUAGUGUUAUUCUGAUUUUUAACUCUUCUUAAGGCAACCUAUAAAUUCUUUAAAAAUGAACAAUUUUUCUGAAGCUCAUUAUUUUACGUUGCCCACUCAGGGAAGUGUUUAUUCCCUUGCUGUUCUUAAUUUAUGUUCUGGAAUAAAUAAGUUCAUAAUUGCUUCAUUAAAGAAAAAAAUCAUAAUAUUUGAAUAUUCUGAAAAUUCAGAUGGAACCCUCAAGCCUAAUGUCAAAGAAAUAUCAUGCUCUUACAUUCCAAGUGGAGCUGAGAUAAUUGCUGUUGAUGCUUUUAACAAAUCUGAUACCUAUGAUGAUUUUCAAAUUGGCCUUGCCAUAGCAAAGAUAAAUACAGAUGGAGGUCAGGAAACAUAUUUGAACGUCUAUUCAGAACAAGAUCUAGAUAAUAACAAUAAGCUAAAUAUUGAUAACAUUGCUCAGAACUGUGCAAUGGUGGAGCUGAGUUUUAUCCCAUAUCAUUUGACUCACACACUCAUAUGGCGUCGUUUGGAAUGUUCUGUUUAUAAAGAAAUAGCAUGGUUAUUAUCAGGCAGUGAUAAUAAGAUCCAUCUGUUUGUUGAGGAUCGGCAAAGUCACUCGUACAUGGAGACCGAUAUAACUGAACAGUUACCUGAGUUUACAGUCCUGCCAAGUGUUGGUUUAUGGAUAGAUAUUCGUUACACUCACAAUUUUACAAGGCGGGUUUCUGUGGUCGGAUGUGACUGUGGGACCCUUCAGAUGUCUCUAGUUAACGUGGAGACUAACAGUGUCAUCUUCAAUCAGUUCAGCAUCCUAGACGGUCCAAUCACUCAAGUCAAACUGUUCUCCCUUGCACCUAAGGACAUUCAUCCACCUAGUGUCUUGAAAUCUUUAGAGGUAGAAGAAAGAGACUGUAAUCCAGAUCCUUUGAAGAACGAUCUCCAUCUCAUAGUCUGUAGUGCACUGGUACCAACAGUUGUGUACAUGAAUAUACAAGAACAGGGGUUUGUGGAGAGACAAAUCCUAAGUGAGAGCGACCACUACGAUGUUAAUUUGUGUGCCUGCGUGGCUGACAUAAACUUUGAUGGCUUCCAUGAAAUUCUGCUUGGAACAUUUGGAAAGAAAAUCCUAAUGUACACCUGGAAUGGUGAUAAAUGGAAGCUGAGUGGUCAACGUAACACGGCCAACUCUGUCCACUCAUUACACUAUGUUGAUGUCACCAACGAUGGUGUUAAUGACCUACUUAUCCAAACUCCAUCAGGAGUUCAUAUCCUGCAGCACUGUCCUGGGAGAGUGCACAACGUUUUCUUAUCAAGAUUGAAGGACGAUGAUGCCGGAAGAGAAAUCUCUGUCGAUAUUGACAUAGCUGAGGCUUUUCUGGUAGACAAUGUUUCGGUGGAGGAUUCCCAGGAAUGCUUACUGGAGAUAGAUGAGCCUCCGAUACCUUUACAAUCAGGGGAUGCUGUGGAUGUGAUAGUCGGAGAACUUUCACCUGAAACCUCCAUUGUCAAUGAACCUCUUCUAGAGACUAUUGAAGUACAGAAACCUCUCUCGGACUCAGACUUCGAUCACAAACCUCUGUCAGAUCUGGAGGACUGUCCUUGUGAAGAAGCUUUUGAACAAACGGAGAACUAAAAUAUAUGAUAUUAUUAUUUACUAAUGUAUGAACAGUUGUUAAUUUUGAAUGAAUUUAUCUCAUGGUUAAAUACAGCCUAUAUUUUAUACAUUUAUUAAUUAAAAUGUAACUUGUUACUGUUUUGUUCUUUCCACA